Magallana angulata is the source of this 1367-nucleotide messenger RNA. RefSeq lists its product as uncharacterized. NCBI's taxonomy places the organism in Eukaryota, Metazoa, Mollusca, Bivalvia, Ostreida, Ostreidae. Gene Ontology annotation, biological process: sleep; regulation of synaptic transmission, cholinergic; positive regulation of voltage-gated potassium channel activity. The transcript has 3 exons. The coding region runs from base 151 to 591 and encodes 146 amino acids. The record is from RefSeq and is a predicted model, not a curated record.
UACCAAAAAUCCAAACGUUAUUUAUCAUAUCCGGAAAUCAUUGUUCCACACUCAGUAUUUUCGCAUUUACUUUACUAAUUAAAGGUGGCGCUGCGUACAGGUGCGACAACAAAUGAACUAUCUUGAAAAUUGUUUUUAAUACGCACCAAAAUGCCACAUUUCCGGACAAUGUGGCUAGGUUUUAUAAGUUUUUCAACUAUUGUAUCUAUUGGAUUGUGUCUGAACUGUUACGAGUGUCAAUCUAAGGAUGACACUGUUUGCUUAGAUCCCUUCACUGACGAGAGGAAGGACAUCGUCGGGGAUGCAGAAUGUGACCCCAAGGCCACGCACUGUGUCAAGUACAAGACAGUCAUGCACCUCCUAGACUCGGGGUUCAUCACUGGGAGAGCGAGGGAGAUUGUGGUGGUGUCGCGGUUUUGUCUGAUCAAGCCCGGGGCUAGCGAUGGCUGUAUUGCGGUGGAGGGUGACGGAAGUUUUUACAUCCAGUGUCUGUGUAGCACGGACAACUGUAACAGCGGUCGCUCAAUCCUUCCCAGCAUCCUCACUGUGCUAGUCACGUGUCUUACGGCGUUAUGGGUCAUGUGGCGGUAGUGGACUUUUCAUUUGUGGAAGUGUGCCUCAUGUUUUAUCAUUUAUAGGAGACGUAAUCAUCGGAACUGUAAUUAGAUAUUAGUACCGGUACAACAUAUGCUGUGUACAAUGGAAUGCUAUUUAUUGUGUUAAAUGUGUUACAUAUGGAUGGAAAAUUAACCUUAGUUUGGGUGCCUGGGAAAUCAAAUUGUAAAAGUUGAUGUUAUGCAAAUUUUUAUUACUUUGAAUCAUGCUGGUAUUGUUUAAAUAGUGUUUUUCCCCAUCUCCUUCGAAAAGUAUACUUUCUCUAAAACCAUUCCAAAUGUAUUCACUUAACAUAUGUGAUAUCUGACAACAGUUGGAUAAGUUUUAACUGUCAGAUCAGUGCCAUUUUGUCAACUUGAAUCUUAUAUAUUUGUAGCAUUUUACUUUAAUUUUUUAUGUCUGUGUGUCUAUAUCAUUGUGUGGGUUAUUACAUGCUGUAUAAAUCAUCUCAUUUGUCAGCUAUCAUUGAAAUAGCAAUAUACACUCAUUUUGUAAAUAUGCCAUGUCAUCUUCUAGCAGGGAGUUGUGUAUAGACACAAAGUCAGCAUAAAAUUACAUUCCAGAGACUAUACACAAGAAUUUCAUAUUUGAACCAUAUUGAACAUUGAAAUGUUUAAUGCAUGAUGAAGAGUUUAUCCUUUGUCAUAAUGCAGACUUUUUAUAUGUCAUUGAUCAUACUAUAUUACCUUUUAUGUUAUAUAUGCAAUUAAUAUUUUUAUAUAACAAUAUAAAUAAAACAGUAAAAGGAACAA